GAACGGGAAGUGACGUCUACAGGAAGUGCUCGUGUUUACUAUCUGUCGCCUGGUGGAGACGCAAAAGAGAAGAUGGUGUGUGACAAUUGUGAGAAGAAGCUGGGCACAGUCAUCACGCCAGACACAUGGAAAUCCGGUGCAAGAAACACUACAGAAAGUGGAGGUCGGAAACUGAAUGAAAACAAGGCACUGACUGCAAAGAGAGCGAGGUUUGAUCCAUAUGGAAAACAUCGCUUUGCCAUAUGUCGUAUCUGCAAGAGUUCUGUCCACCAGCCUGGGUCUCACUACUGCCAGGGAUGUGCCUAUAAGAAGGGAAUCUGCGCAAUGUGUGGGAAGAAAGUGUUGGAGACGAAGAAUUACAAGCAAACUUCUGUUUAAUCAAAACCCACAUGAACUACAUAAUAUUUAACAUGCUUGAACUGGUAAAUGUUUCACCCAGUAGUUUGGGGUGUUUUAACAAGAGUUUAAAGGAAACCUGCUAUGAGAGAAGUACAUAUGGCUGGCAGGAUCCAUGGCAUCCUCUGUUUCCAAUACUUUCCUGGACGCAAAGCAAGUAUGGCGAUCAGGAGGUGACACUUCACUGUCUGCCUUCUCAUUCCAAGGC
Messenger RNA from Nanorana parkeri, 604 nucleotides. RefSeq names its product CXXC repeat containing interactor of PDZ3 domain (gene CRIPT). Gene Ontology annotation, molecular function: microtubule binding; PDZ domain binding. The record is from RefSeq and is a predicted model, not a curated record. Bases 73 to 378 code for a protein of 101 amino acids. Gene Ontology annotation, cellular component: dendrite. Gene Ontology annotation, biological process: cytoplasmic microtubule organization. The transcript has 5 exons. Lineage: Eukaryota; Metazoa; Chordata; Amphibia; Anura; Dicroglossidae.